This is a messenger RNA of Solanum stenotomum, 1551 nucleotides long. RefSeq names its product caffeoylshikimate esterase-like. Gene Ontology annotation, molecular function: lipase activity. The record is from RefSeq and is a predicted model, not a curated record. The transcript is spliced from 8 exons. Gene Ontology annotation, cellular component: membrane. Lineage: Eukaryota; Viridiplantae; Streptophyta; Magnoliopsida; Solanales; Solanaceae. The coding region runs from base 308 to 1369 and encodes 353 amino acids.
AAAUAAUCUAAACUUUACAAUCUUUUCAGUCUCCUCAUCCUAUCUUAUAUUAUCUAUUUAUAUCUCUCUAUACAUAUUCCAACUUCUCAGGUUCACUUUAUCCCUCUCCCUGUUUUCCAAGAAUUCAAUAUCUUACUAUACUUUUAUCAUAUCAAGAAUCACUUUUUCUCUGUUUGUUCCCUUCUUUCUGCAAAAAUAAAUAAAUAAUUGCACCCACAAGGCCAUAAUACACAGAUCUGUCACUUACCCAUGAAUGUUGAGUCACAUUUCUGAGUUGGGGUGUGGUUAUUUUUUCUGAAAGUAUACAAUGGGUGUUGAAUAUCAUGAGGUAUUUAUAAGGAAUUCAAGAGGUGUACAACUCUUCACUUGUAGAUGGUUGCCCUUUUCUUCUCCAAAAGCCCUUGUUUUCCUUUGCCAUGGUUAUGGCAUGGAAUGCAGUAGAUUCAUGAGAGGUGUUGGGACAAAGCUGGCAAAUAAUGGAUACGCGGUGUUUGGAAUAGAUUAUGAAGGUCAUGGACGGUCAGCAGGUGCGCGCUGUUACAUCAAAAAGUUUGACAACAUUGUCAACGACUGCAGCGAGUUUUUCAAGUCAGUUUGCGCGCAGGAGGAGUAUAGAGAGAAAACACGGUUUCUGUAUGGGGAGUCGAUGGGAGGGGCCGUGGCUCUUUUAACACACAAGAAGGAUCCUUCCUUUUGGCAUGGUGCUCUUCUGGUUGCACCGAUGUGUAAGAUAUCUGAGAAGGUGAAGCCUCAUCCGAUGGUUAUAAGCUUACUAACUAAAGUGGAGGAUGUAAUACCAAGAUGGAAAAUAGUCCCGACAAAGGAUGUCAUUGAUUCGGCCUUCAAGGAACCCGCUAAAAGGGAAGAGGUACGCGGGAACAAGUUAAUAUAUCAGGCAAAGCCAAGACUAAAGACAGCGUUGGAAAUGCUGAGAACCAGCAUGCACCUUGAGGAAAGUUUGCACGAGGUCACUCUACCAUUUUUAGUGUUACAUGGAGAAGCAGACAUAGUAACUGAUCCAGAAGUAAGUAAGGCUUUAUACGAGCAAGCGAGUAGCAAGGACAAGACUAUAAAACUCUAUCCAGGAAUGUGGCACGGUUUGACAUAUGGUGAGCCAGAAGAAAACAUUGAAAUCGUCUUUUCAGAUAUCAUCUCGUGGCUUGACAAGCGAAAUGGAGAGAGUAUUGAUGAUGAUGCUAGUUUAAUCGAGAGAUCAGUUUGUCUAGCUACAUCUACUCCUCCAUAUGAGAUGCUCACAAUUUCUUCACCUAUAACAAUGAAAGAAACAAAACCACAGAGAACACGUCCCCAAGCUAAUUAUCUGUGUGGAUGGAAAGGACGUCGGAUGCAUCAUCAUUCAUCUAUGUAGAAACUUGAUCGAUAGAUGUGGCGUGUUGCAUCUCCUUCAUUUGUUCAUUCGCGUUACGGUGUUAUUUAUGAAGGAAGUGGAAAAUAACAUGUUUUCCAGAUAUAUUGUAAGAUGCAAAAUCUCAAGAUAUCUUAAUGUUUGUGUAAACUUGUUGCUCAAUGAUGGUUACACUUUUUGUUUUG